ACGCACAUCCGCCGUGUUAGUAUGGUUAUUCGCCCUACGGGAUGAUUGACAUAAGAAUUGCCAGCUGGAUUUUUGGGAGAAAUGCGUUUUACACUGGUUGAUCUUUAAAUACUACUCGUCUGCAUUUUUCUCCUCUGGUUGGGCCUACUAUUGUUGUAAUGCUCUUGAAGUAGACCUACAUAUAUAUUCUGAACAACAUCGCUUCUGAAAACAGCAGCAGACAAGACAUGGAUGUAGAGAAUGGAGAGCUGUUUUUCAGACACAAGGAGGACAGUAUGACAGAGGAGAGUUGGGGACUGGAAGAGCCAUUUUCUUGCUCUGAUGUCAUCUAUGCUGGCUCUGAAAAAACCCUGGAUGAAUGCACGGUAGACCCCCAAAGUGGUCUAAACGACAGCGAGCCAGAGGAUGUGCUUUAUGCCAUCAACCCAAAUGAUGUCUUCCCUACCAGAGCCCCAGUGGAGACCUCCUCAGAGAGCGACAGUGGCAUCUCUGAGGAACCUUGCUCCGAGAGCCCUCUAGCUGCCACGGUGGACCCCUCUCAGGCCCCCACAACUAUCUAUCAGGUGGUCUAUGACAUCAGCACCCUGGCCAACAUCAAGACGGAGCCAGAGCAGCAUAGUGUCGAUGUCAUUUCCAUAGAACUCGGUGUGUGUGUGUUUAUGUAUGUAUGUGUACGCUUGCGCACGUGCAUAUGUGUGUGUGUGUGUGUGAGUCCAUGUGUGUUGGGUGGGAGUUUACUCUCUUUUCCUAUGUCAGAUGAGUGGCGUUCUCAGAUGUUGAUCUCGGAGUCCUGUAUUGUCAACGAGUUACCUCAAGUAUCCGCUGGGAGAUUUGACCAUGGUCACCUUUCUACCCACUCUGCUUCCACCUCAGGCCCCACCAGUCCAGACAGCCCACUGCUUUACCCUGAUCUCACGCUGACUGAGGAGGAGCAGAAACUGCUGAACCAAGAGGGGAUCUCUCUGCCCAACAACCUGCCCCUUACCAAGGCUGAGGAACGGAUUCUGAAAAAAGUGAGACGCAAAAUACGCAACAAACAGUCAGCCCAAGACAGCCGUCGCAGGAAGAAGGACUAUGUGGAUGGGCUUGAGAGCAGGGCAGUGGCUUGCUCAGCGCAAAACAAAGAGCUGCAGAGGACCGUGGAACAGCUGGAGAAACACAACAUGUCUCUCCUGGCUCAGCUGCGCAGACUACAGUCGCUGAUCAAGCAGACGGUCACUAAAGCAGCACAGACCAGCACCUGCGUCAUGAUUAUCCUCUUCUCUCUGGGCCUCAUCAUCUUCCCAAGUUACAGCCCCUUCCACUGGGGCGCCUCAUCCAUAGAAGAGGACUAUACACCAAAAGGGGUUAUCUCCAGAAACAUCCUCACAGAUCCUGCUUCAUCCUUGCAAGCUGCUGAGGAUGUGGAUAACCAUAUCAUUCAGCCAGAUUCCCUACCCGUUUCCCGUGACCUCAGUCAAUCAGAUCCCCCGGAUGCUUCCAGAAUACUAAAGCAACCAAUAGAAAGUCUCGAAAUCACUGACAUUGAGGGUGUUGCCCUGGAGGAGAGCCAACCAGGGAACAGCUCGACUCUGGUUGACGGGCAGACUGAACCUCUGGGCCUGGUGUCAGCAACAGGAAAAGGGAGCACAAGCCUUGAUCCCACCAAACCAGCCCACGCUGAUGAGAUGUAGACAGUGUUGAUGAACUAGUUUGACUGCAUUCCAUUUGCUUUAUAGAGCUCUUCAAAGCUCCUUGCCUUCAUUAUGGACAAUGGGAGGAAUAUGCUGGGGCAGUCCAAUAUGCUGCCCUAUUACCACAUUGGUUUUCAACCAGACCCCUUUGGGUGCCUUCAAUGCCUAACCAUUGCCUUACUCUUUUUUGGUGCUGUGGUGCAAACAAGGUUUAAUCUGGGAUUCGGUGGAAUGGUCUUCAAAAUGGGUUAAACAUUUUUGACUUUUCUAUUUAAGUACCACUUCUUAAUGUUUGUAUGGAAAAGGUUUCUAACUUUGAACUCCGAGGAGUUAGUACAUCCUGUGGGAAGGAUGAAGGUUGUUCGAUUGUAGCUGGAAAAACACCACAGAUAUGAAUAUAUUGUUUUGGCUAUGCAUUCUUUAAGCAAGUCUUAGUGUACACCACACACACACUCCUUGAAAGUGAGCCUACACCGAUGGAUUAUGUUUUGGACUAACUACCUUACUCGUGUGUACAUUAACAUGUUUGUGAAACUGCCUAGCUAGUUUCUGACUGGCAUCUGUGCUCAAUGUAGUUUGCAGCUCCCAUAACUGAAUGCUGAGAGACUCAUUUUGCACUGUAAGCAAACUGUCAUAUCUUUUGCGUGUACUUAAAAAUGUCCUUUGGCCCUCAUUCGGUUAAGAGAUAAACAGUGUGUACAAUCCAAACAUAUCCUUAUCUUAAGCAUGACAUUGUGGUCCAAAUGUAUACUCUUCACAAAACUUGCUAUCCUAAUUUUAGUGGUUGCUGGUGUCCUAUUUUAUGUGCUUGACUUUAUUUAUUAAAUGGGAACAAUACUG
Oncorhynchus nerka (sockeye salmon) is the source of this 2513-nucleotide messenger RNA. RefSeq names its product cyclic AMP-responsive element-binding protein 3-like protein 4. Gene Ontology annotation, cellular component: nucleus. The transcript has 9 exons. Lineage: Eukaryota; Metazoa; Chordata; Actinopteri; Salmoniformes; Salmonidae. Gene Ontology annotation, biological process: regulation of transcription by RNA polymerase II. The record is from RefSeq and is a predicted model, not a curated record. Gene Ontology annotation, molecular function: RNA polymerase II cis-regulatory region sequence-specific DNA binding; DNA-binding transcription factor activity, RNA polymerase II-specific. Bases 228 to 1673 code for a protein of 481 amino acids.